AUGACAGAGAUUCUCGAAAGUGAAAGCCCCCCUACGUUUCUUCGACCGCACGAUGGGCCAGGGGCAUCUACAUCUCAGCCACGCAACACCCAGAGCAUUUCAGGGAACUCGUCUGGAGCAGGUACAGUUCCUCUGGAAGGGGAUUCACCGUCCACUCAUAGACAUGAGGCGAAUACGGAUGUAGUUCUACCGUAUUCUAUCGAGGAGCCAGACGACGAACCUGCCGAGACUGCAGGACGGACGACGGGCAAGCCGGUGAUACGCUUACUUGUUGGAGAUGAGUCGGAGAUGUGGCAGGGAGAGCUGGUGGACUCGAUGGAGGGGCUCCAGUGCGACUCAGACCAAAGCGCUAGCCAGACGAGAGGGAAGAAAAGAAAGCCUUCCACGACGGCAACAGGUACAUCUCGACCAUCGCGACAGUCAUCUUCCGGCUCUAUACCCAAUGCUCAACGUGACGAGUCCAAUGAUGGUCCCAAGAGGAGGCGCCGAAAAGGCAGAUGCACGAAGGAUCAUUUGUCCCCAGGGAUGUUUUGGCAGCAUGACAGCAUUGACGCGGCGCUAGCCAGAACGGGCUGGACCCUAACGUCCACCCGUCAAGCUGCUCAGAAGGCAAAGGAAGCCAUUGCGGCUGCUCCUGAUGUCAAGAGCCGAGGUCCUGCUGGCGCAAAGCGCAAGGAAACCACUGACAAGGGUCCGGCACCGAAGAAAGGGAAAAAGGAGGAUGACAAGGUAAAGCCCGAGAAGGAUCAGCAGCCCGCAACAGAGGACGAAGUGAAGACCACAGAAGAACGUGCGGAGGAGCCGGAAAAGCCAGAGUCAAAGCCAGAGGAAGCGCCUGAGAAGCCUGCGGAGAAGGAAGAACCGCAGAAGACGGACGAAGAGCCCGCAGCGGCGCCAUCUGAGCCCGCCGACAAAGCCGAGGAUAAACAAAAGCCGAACGAGCCCGAGGAGAAGCCAGAGCAGAAUGUAGAGCAGAAGCCGGAGGAAAAGAGUGAGGAGAAGCGCGAUGCAGAGCCAGACACCAAGCCAGAGGAGAAAUCCGAGGAGAAACCCGCUCCUGCUGCUGACGGCGCCGAAACCGGCGUCAAGACGUCACAGGAGCGGGAGGAGAAGGUCGCAUCAAAUGUACUCGAAAAGGGAAUUGUCUAUUUCUUCUACCGACCGCGCGUAAAUGUGACAGACCCGCAAAGCGUUAGCGAUGUUGCCCGCAGCUUCCUGGUGCUGAGACCAACACCCAUUGGCGCCACAUUGAACCAACAGCAGGGCUCUGUGGAGCCUGGCGCAAAGUGCCGGCUACUGAUGCUGCCCAAGAAGAAGUUUCCCACCUCUGGCAAAGAACGGGACAUGGGAUUCGUCGAAAAGGCUGGACACAGUAUGAAGUCGCUUCAAGAGAGCUUCAUCGCUGGCGAUACGUACGAAACGUCUACCCGUGGCGAACGAACUGUUCCCGAAGCCAGACCGUUUGCCGAGGGCGUCUACGCGAUCACAUCUACAACUCGGGCGUCUCACUUGGCUUAUAUUUUGACCAUUCCGGAGACUAUUGGAUCUAUUCAGGAAGACUUUGGUUUGCAUUCUCGGGGCAGCUGGGUUAUACAGUCGAAGAAUCCUAAAUACCCUGGCCCAUCCUAUGCUCAAAUUCAAAAGGACCCCGAGUAUCCUGAAAGUAUACGCGAGAAGUUCGGCGACUACCGUUGGGUCCCGUUGCAGCCAGAAUUCAUUGACUACCCCAACGCGCAGUUCCUGAUGAUUGGUGAGGCCACCGACGACCUGGGCAAGGCCGCGACAGCCGAAGAGGGCGGUAAGCAGGCCAACGAAGCACAGCCCGGAGAAGAAUUGGAGAAGCUGGGGCAGGAGAAUGAAGAGCGGAUUGAAGCUCUACGGGGCGACGACACCAUCUAUGAAGAUCUAGGAUUGGAUGCGAAGAACUAUCCCAAAGUGCCGACGACCUGGAACAGCGAAUGA
Aspergillus niger is the source of this 1962-nucleotide messenger RNA. RefSeq lists its product as uncharacterized. The record is from RefSeq and is a predicted model, not a curated record. The coding region runs from base 1 to 1962 and encodes 653 amino acids. The transcript has 6 exons. Lineage: Eukaryota; Fungi; Ascomycota; Eurotiomycetes; Eurotiales; Aspergillaceae.